AUGCAGUCACGUCAUGUAAAUGUUGAAGAACAGCUGAAGCGAAUCAAACCAGUGGAUCUCCUCAGUUACGUCGCGGGAAGUAUGGGUUUAUUCUUGGGUAUGAGUUGUGUUACUUUACUGGAAAUAUUUAUCUACCUGUUCAAAAGCGUUUGGGGUGUUUUCAACGACCAGAGGCAUAAAUCCUAUUACCUCGAAAAUCUGCUUGGAAUAACUGAUACGAGUUCUGAUGGAUCACAAGAAGAAAUCGUAAUCACAACUCGGAAAUCACUCUCGGUUGAAGAUGCAACGCAGGAUUUUGCCAUCUCGGAUGUGGAAGAAAAACCAAGCAAAUCUUAUGAGAAUGGGAUAUCUCCUUCCCGGGUCAAAAUCGAAAUCGUUCACCAUCCUAUGGGUAAAAGAAAAUCAGUGUACAAUCACCACUUGGAUUUCUAG
Messenger RNA from Cylicostephanus goldi, 432 nucleotides. NCBI's taxonomy places the organism in Eukaryota, Metazoa, Nematoda, Chromadorea, Rhabditida, Strongylidae. The record is from the annotation of a GenBank genome assembly.